Messenger RNA from Gracilinanus agilis (Agile Gracile Mouse Opossum), 567 nucleotides. It is a transcript of the gene PPP1R14A, whose product is annotated as protein phosphatase 1 regulatory inhibitor subunit 14A. Gene Ontology annotation, cellular component: cytoplasm. The coding region runs from base 130 to 552 and encodes 140 amino acids. The record is from RefSeq and is a predicted model, not a curated record. The transcript is spliced from 3 exons. Lineage: Eukaryota; Metazoa; Chordata; Mammalia; Didelphimorphia; Didelphidae. Gene Ontology annotation, biological process: regulation of phosphorylation. Gene Ontology annotation, molecular function: protein serine/threonine phosphatase inhibitor activity.
UCCCAUCUCCUCCCCCUCCUCCCGGGUCCCGCCCCCUUCCUCUCGCCCUCCACCCCACCCCCCCUUUUAAGAGCUGCCGGCUGCUGCCUCUCCAGUUUAUCCUCAUCCCUAGGGGGGCCACCACCGGGGAUGGCUGCUCAGCGGCUCGGCAAGCGGGUCCUGAGCAAGCUGCAGUCACCCUCCCGGGCCGGGGGCAGUCCUGGUGGUAGCCCUGGGGGUCUGCAGAAGCGACACGCCCGAGUCACGGUCAAGUACGAUCGGCGGGAGCUACAGAGGCGGCUGGACGUAGAGAAGUGGAUCGACGGGCGCCUGGAGGAGCUGUACCAGGGCCGGGAGGAAGACAUGCCUGAUGAGGUCAACAUUGAUGAGUUAUUGGAACUAGAGAGUGAAGAGGAGAGAAGCAAAAAAAUUCAGGGAAUCUUGAAGGCCUGCAGGAACCCCACAGAGGUAAGUCCUGCCCCUUGUUCUGGGUUCCAUCCAGGGAAGGUGGAGGGGAGGUGGGAAAGGACCUUUUCUCUCCAUUCUACAGGCCUGCCUCCCCUUCUCUUCUAGAUCCCUCUACUGCCA